Ictalurus furcatus (blue catfish) is the source of this 7253-nucleotide messenger RNA. It is a transcript of the gene pigg, whose product is annotated as phosphatidylinositol glycan anchor biosynthesis class G. The record is from RefSeq and is a predicted model, not a curated record. Gene Ontology annotation, biological process: GPI anchor biosynthetic process. Gene Ontology annotation, cellular component: endoplasmic reticulum membrane. Bases 426 to 3344 code for a protein of 972 amino acids. Lineage: Eukaryota; Metazoa; Chordata; Actinopteri; Siluriformes; Ictaluridae. The transcript is spliced from 13 exons.
CGGGUGUGUAUUGUAAAACCAGAAAGCUCUGUUAAUGCCGCAUGAGGGCGCUCGCGUCUCCUUCAGCUUUCCUCACGCGAUUUGAACCUCUUGCUUGCCGUAGCGAGACUUUAAUCACAACACGGAAAUGCCAAACUGCUUGUUUGAAACUCCAUUUAUUCUUUUAAGAGUGUGAUGCUGAAUGUUGCAUCGGGAUUGGGGUUUCAGUGUGGUGCUCACAAAAGUUAUCGACGCUUUAAAAUCGAGGUGUAGUGCUGUUAAAGCUUGUGAUACUGCUGAGCUUUGCUUUGUGGCUGGCUGGUUGCGGAUUAAGGUCAGAUAUGUAGUGGAGCCAAGUAGUAUGCUUUCAGACGGUUAGUUAGAAAACAAUUAUCCAAGGCUGUCAAUCAUAACAAUAAUAACAACAACAACAACCAUCCAUCAACAUGAAGCUGAGUUCGUCAGUGUUUGCAUCGUUCUGUCUCAUUAUUGAGUUACUCGGCAUUGCCCUUUUCUUGAGAGGGUUUUUCCCAGUUCCAAUCAAGUCGUCUUUAUCAUCAAAGAGCAAAUUAUCGGAUCUGCCAGCAGAACCAGUUGUAGGAAGUAACCCAAACUCGACCAAAGUGCCUCCUCCGUUAUUCAACAGGGUGGUCAUUGUGUUAAUCGACGCUUUAAGAGAUGAUUUUGUCUUUGGGCCCAGUGGGAAGAGGUUCAUGCCGUACACCAGGAACCUAGUGGAGAGCGGAUCAUCUCACAGCUUCAUUGCUAAAGCCAGACCUCCUACUGUCACCAUGCCUAGAAUCAAGGCUCUGACCACGGGCAGCAUUCCCGGCUUCAUCGAUGUUGUAUUGAACCUGAACUCCCAGGCGCUCUUAGAGGACAACCUUCUCUGGCAGGCCAAGAACACUGGGAAAAGGAUCAUCUUCUACGGUGAUGACACGUGGGUGCGGCUUUUCCCUAAGCACUUCUUAGAGUACGACGGCACCACGUCUUUCUUCGUCUCCGACUACACUGAGGUGGACAACAAUGUGACACGUCAUUUGGACAGCACCCUGAAGAGAGACGACUGGGACGUGUUGAUCCUGCAUUAUCUGGGACUGGACCACAUCGGACACAUCAGUGGGCCGCACAGCUCUCUAAUUGGGCCCAAACUCCUCGAGAUGGAUGACGUCAUGAAAAAAAUACACACCUCUGUUAUCACAACGGAGGCUGAGGGCACGCUGCCUAAUUUGCUUGUGCUGUGUGGUGAUCACGGCAUGUCUGAGACGGGUAGCCACGGAGGAUCAUCAGAGGCGGAAGUCAACACUCCACUAGUCCUCAUCAGCCCCGCCUUCCGGACGAAAGAGGACAUGGGUGAGCCUGUUGUGGUGGAGCAAGUAGAUCUGACCCCUACUCUUGCACUGGCUCUAGCACUGCCCAUCUCACAGAACAGUGUGGGACGCCUGAUUCCGGCUGUGUUUGAGAAAGCCUCACUCAGGGAGCAGCUCCGUUACCUCCAUAUCAAUGGCCACCAGCUCAGCAACCUGCUUCGGGAUAGUAACCCUAGCUUCCAUAAGGAGGACGGUUACGAGCAGUUUCAGAUGGCAGAGAAAGCCCAUGGGAGCUGGAUGAAGCUAUAUGUAGAGGGAAACACAUCUGAGGUGUUGAGCAACAUCGCAAAAAAAGUGCUUAAGCAGUACCUGGAGGCUCUGCAAGCCAUGAGCGCAGCCCUCAGCAAGCAGCUGGGCAAAUACGACAUGUACUCCAUGAUGGUGGGAAUGAGUCUCAUACUACAGAUUCUGGUCCUGCUGUUGUUGGCCAUGCCGGAGGCUCUGAGCGGUGCUGCAUGUGUGGAUGUUCCCCUGGCAACCACCUUCGUCUCUCUACCAUUCUACCUCCUUGUCCUGCUGGGUUCCUCUGUACAUGUGCUGGUGUGUACCUCGUCCGAGGCCUCAUGCUACUUCUGCUCGCUGCCCUGGCUCCUGGCCUUUGCUGGCAUCAUAUUCUCCUCAGCCCUGUUUUGUACUCUGGUGGCCAUGGCAGCCAGACGUGCACUCAAAGUUGAUAACAAGCAGACCAAGACCUCUUCCUCAGAGUGGACUCUAACCGAACUGGACGUUCUGCUCCUGAUCGGCACACUCGGGCACACUCUCAGCUUGGCCUCCAGUAGCUUCAUAGAAGAGGAACACCAGACAUGGUACUUCCUGCUCAACACGCUCUGCCUGGCCGUCUUCCAGGACGUCUGCAGGAAGUACUUCAGGGAAAAGAGACGCACAGGUGAAGAUGAGGAAAGUGUUCUCCUGCUUUCUACAGUGGAGGAAAAAGGUGCAUCUUUCUCUCCGGUGACUGAGCUGGGGGUCAGCGCAGACUCUGAGAAGUGGUUAGCCCUGGCCACGCCGCUCCUCACUCUGGCAUGCUGUCGAAUGCUCAGGUCUCUAAACCAGACCGGGGUGCAGUGGGCACAUCUGCCUGACCUGAGCCACUGGCUCAACAGUGGAGAUCAUAAGGUGUUCCUGUCUCUGCUGUCUGUUCUCUCUCUGCUGCUGAUUUUCCUGCUGGUCCAGCGGCACUGUUCGCUGGUGUCUAAGAUCGCCCUGGCGCUUGGCCUGCUGGGAGUUUACAGCUACCGUGCUGCUGUCGGCAGCAUCCUGUUCCCAUGGCAACACUCAGCCCAAGCCAUGUCCAAGGGAACAGGUGAGGCGCACUUCGUCUACGUCUUUGUCCUCGGGAUCCUCUUCACCGGUGUCAAGGAUUUGCUGCAAUCACAAGUGAUGUCAUCGGUGGUGGAUGGCAGGCGAUUGAAGAGCAGGGGAUUGUGGGAGGUGUACAGUGGCAUGGUGCUGCUUGUGGCGCUGCUGUUCCGGGCUCACAAUCUGCCCACGCUGGCAUGCUGCCUACUCAUCCAGACCCUAAUGGCUCAGUUCAUCUGGAAGAGGCUGCACUAUGAUGCCGCCCAGACCACCAUUAUGCACUACUGGUUUGGACAGGCCUUCUUCUAUUUCCAGGGGAACUCCAAUAACAUAGCGACAGUGGAUAUCUCAGUGGGCUUUGUGGGACUGGAGAGCUAUGUGGAGGCUCCUGCUGUCUUCCUCACAGCGUUUAGCACCUAUGCAGGUCCGCUGCUCUGGGCCUGCCAUCUGGUGUGUUACCUCAGCUCAGAGAGAGACAGAGCGGUCUCUCUCGGCCACAGCAGCUACUGUUUCGCCCUGCUGCGCUCCAUCCCUGCUGUGUUGUACAUAAUGUUGGUAACUGCACUGCGCUACCAUCUCUUCAUCUGGAGCGUCUUCUCCCCAAAGCUCCUCUACGAGGCUAUGCACACUCUGGUCACCAUGGCCGUGUGCCUCUUCUUCACCUUCAUGGAUCAGGAUCGUACACGUAGACCAUGAAGCACCUGAGCUUUCAAUUCCCUCCAGCUUAUAACCGAGAGAAGGAGGACAGGAUCUGAUUGAGAGGCUUGUCACAUGAAGACAGGCAAUCACUAAGAUGAAAAUGAAGAUGAGGGAUGGGUGAAAGGAUGUUUAUGAUGUCACGUCAUUGCGACAGGAUGGGGGGGGAGACAGAGAGGGUGAUGAAUGAAGGUGGAGUGAAGUGAAGUGAAUGAAACAGGCUUGAUGUUGCAAAUGUAAAGCAAUAUGUACUCAUUAGUGAAUUCUGAUCCUGUACUAUAGAAUACACACUAAAUUUCUCUGGAGGUUUUAUGUCUGGUUUGCUCCGGAGAUGAUUAGUAAGGUCUGUUUCUAUUUUAUUUUUGUAUUGCAAAUUUAUGAGGUUAUUUAUUGUGAUAAAAGAAAGCAAAUACAAAAAACACAAAGCAGGUAAUUCCAUCAGCGAGCUAAACACUUUCAAUUCCAUUUGUUGUUUUUUUUUUUUUUUUAUCAACAGUUACAGAUUUGGAAAGUUUUGUUACCUGUUUUUAAAGUAUAGGGUGUCCCAAAAGUCUCCAUAUAGAGAGCAAAUGAACACUUUUUAGCAAAAUAUAACUUUAUUUACAAAACUCCCUCUACAUGAUUGCCAUUUAUUUCUAAAUACACAUGGAGUCGUCUCUACCACUCAAGCCCUGCGUCCAGUUGGCAUACUAUCCGUACUAAAUAGUAUCCGAGCUGACAAUUAGUAUGUCCCAAAUCAUAUUAUGUUGAAAUGAGUAUCCCAGAGGUACCUGGAUGACCUACUAUUUCUGGUAGAUUUUCAAAGUGCACAAGCGUGUACACUUUUUCAGCUAAUAUUGCCCACAACUCCUCGCGCGAGGGAGAAGGAGUUUUGUGACGGUUUGCUUUGACGAAUUCAAGGAUGCAUUUUAGCGAGGAGUAAAUGAAAUGUGGAAAUAAAACAUCAAGGGUCUGAUCAGUUAAAUUAUAUAGUAUAAAUUAUAUAAGGAAUAAAGAAAAGCUGAAAUGCAAUGAGAAGUUGGUUUACUUGGACAGUGUUCUCUACUGGGCAACAUCGUUCUCGGCAUGUUAGUAUGUCUCAGUACUACUCAGCAUACUCUUUUAAUACAAACUGAAACGUAUGUAAUUUUUCUUGACAAAAAGAGUACAUAUGUUUAGUACAUAGUAUAAGUAUACCAAUUGGGAUGCAGGGAUGGUGAACUCGUGUUAACACAUCUAGUGUCAAGCAUGUAAUUGCAUGUCCAUCGCAACCUUGCAACACUUUCCCGAUCCAGCCAUGAGAAUGAUUUCAAUAUACUUUUCUUUUGUCAAAGGCAUUCUUAAAGGAUAAGUAUUUAACCUAAGUAUGAAAAAUUUUGAAAUGCAUUUUGCUAAAAAUUGUUUAUUUCCCCUAAGUGUUUUUGGGUUUGUUUGUUUUUUACGGAGACUUUUGGGACACCCUGUAUUUUCUUUUUUUUUUCACUAGGAAGUAUGAAAACUAUUUCACCCAUUUAAAUGAGAAAUAUUACAUUCAAAUAUUUCCACUCUCCAAAGAACUAAGGCUUCAUAGCUCUGAAAUCAAACUACAGCUAUUCAUAUUAUAAAAGUUUCAAAUUUGCUGUUUGACAUUCUGUGUAAGAACUGAUUUAUUAAUUUCCUUCAGCUGGCAUGUAGAUCAAAUGACUUACAGAGCAAAUAAGUUAUAUAUCAUUUAAUCUCAUUCUCAGAGUUCAGUCACAUCACCAAAUUGAAUUUCACCUCUUCUUUGAAAUUAAAUACAUGUUCUAAAAAGGUUAAAAGUAGGGCUGAAUCAAUACCUUGUUUUCAAGACCAAUUCCGAGUACAUGUUCUUGGUCCUCAUCAAUAUGAUGAAUGUACCAAAAUGAGUAUCCAUGUAAAUAUUAAGCAAUCAGGGACAUAGUGGGACAUUUUAUUUAGCUCUGUUUAUGUUGAUGUUGAGGUCGUCUGCUGCUAGCAAUGAACUUCUCUUGCCGGGUUUUAUGUUUAAGACAUAGUAUUAUAGCAGUUAAACAGCACCUUGAAGCUUGAUGACAGGUGACCUGAGUGUGCAGAACAGCAUCAGAGCUGCGUGUUCAUCAAGGAAUUGCACAUUGCCUCAUGAGCAUUGUCGGAAAGCGGGGGGCAUGGUGGCUUAGUGGUUAACCCUUGCACCUCUAGGGUGGGGGGGGUACGAUUUCUGUCUCUGCCCUGUGCGCGGGAAGUUUGCAUGUUCUCCCCAUGCUUGAGGGGGUUUCCUCUGGGUACUCUGGUUUCCUCUCCUAGGCUGAUGAUAUGUCUUAUAGGCUGAUCGGCAUUUCCAAAUUGUCCAUAGUGUGUGAGUGGGUGUGUGUCCAGGGUGUCCCCUGCCUUGUGCCCUAAGUUCCCUAGGGUCGGUUCCAGGCUCCACGUGACACUAUGUAGGAUAAGAAGUACAGAAAAUGGAUGGAUGGACCCAUAACUGAUACCAGUAUCUGUAUUGAUGCAUCCCUAGUUAAUAGUACUCCGUAUUUUAACAUGGAUUGUAAGUUUUCUUCAAGCAUUUAAUUAUUGCUCAUAUCAAUCAGAGAGUUAAAUGAACAUAUUUAAUCCUAAUUAUUUUCUAUGUAUUAAUGGGAAUAGGUAACUGAUCUCUUACAGAUGUUUUUCAUUUCCCUUUUUUUUUUCUUUUUUUUUUCUUUUCAUCGGCUCUUGCCAAAUGGAAAAGGUGAUCAUCUUCAAAUCGUACAGGAACCUCAGUUUCUAUCAUAAAAACAAUAUCUGACACUAUGAAAUCCAAUGGAAAUUAUCAUUAGUACACGGUUAACCUUGAAGAUCUUACAGUAGGUGUAGUUAUGAAAGGAUCAUUUCUAAUCCUGCGCUACCUCUCCUGACCUUACUCUAGGCCUGCCAAUAGGCAUCAGUGGCAGGACAGUAUGUGAGGACCCUCACUCUGCUUAUCAGCCCUUUUCAGUAGCAGAGAGGUUGAUUUUCUAAUCGACUGCCCUGCCAAAUGGGCUGCAAUCUCCAAGGAAUUGCGGUGCAGAACACACACAUACACACUGUAAGUGACUUUAGUUCCCCAUAUGACAUGUAGGACUCUGUCAGUUUAGAGGGUAAUGAGUUUAGGGGCACGGUUCAAACGUCUCUGCUUUUCUACACUUCUACAGGAUGUGAUACGGAUGAGGUGAGCUUUUGGGGUUGUUUCGUGUGCUGUAAGGGCUAGUGGAAUUUGAUGUAGCUUUUAUUAAUGUGCACUCACUCUUAUCUCACAUUCAAUAACUUAUUCCUUAAUUUUUGUGUUGGCUAAUUGCAGGUAAUUUUCAUUUACAAAGGUGCCAAAGUCUAAAAUUUGUGAUUGUUGCCCCCUUGUAGUGGCUGAAAAUGAUGGGGCUUUCUACAUAAAACAGAUUUUGACAGUGCAUCUUCUCAUACAGUCAGGUCCAUAAACAUUUGAACAUUAACAAAAUUAUUGUUGUUUUAGCUUUCUUCCGCAGUAUAUUGGAGUUGAAAGGUGUGUUAUUCCCUCAUUAUUUCACUUACAAUUUGCAUUUGGAACAUGUUGCUGUUAACUCAAUAUAAAGUCCAAAGAGCGGUCACGGCCAUUGAAGCAAGCCAUCAAUAGGCUGAAAAAUCAAAACAAAGCCAUCAGAGAGUUAGGAAAAACAUUAGGUGUGGCUAAAUCUGCUACUUGGUACUUUUUUUUUUUUAAAAAAAAAGAAAGAACACACUGAUGAGCUCAAGAACACCAAAUGGCUCAGAAGACCACGGAAAACAACUGUGGUGGAUGACACAAGAAUUAUUUCCCUGGUGAAGAAAAACUCCUAUACAAGAGUUUGCCAGAUGAAGAACACCAUCUGGGAGGCAGGCAUAUCAGUGUCAAAGUCAACAAUCAAGAGAAGAUUUCACCAGAGUAAAUACAGAGGAUUUACCACAAGAAGAGCAUCACCAGGG